GCUGGUUUCUCAAUAUAUUAUACGCGUGAUUCUGUUGAUGACAGGGCUCAUAUGCACUUUCGUACUUUCUUCCCCUUUGGAGGCCCUCUCACCCUGGUCGCCGGGGCUCAACACGAUAUGUCCUCUCACAGUCGAUCCCUCUUCGUCCCAUCGUCCUACUUCCGAUGCCGCCACGAGGACAAUGUGCAGGCAACGCUGGAUCAGUUUGCUCUGGCUCACUGCGGUGGAUUCCUUU
Dibothriocephalus latus is the source of this 235-nucleotide messenger RNA. Lineage: Eukaryota; Metazoa; Platyhelminthes; Cestoda; Diphyllobothriidea; Diphyllobothriidae. The record is from the annotation of a GenBank genome assembly.